AUGUCUUCUGCAACUACUUUACAUUUAGACAUUACGAAUUCACAAACUUCCUUUAAUAUUAUUAAUGUAAAUGUCAGUGAGAUUUCAGAGGCCAGAGUUAAACAUGUAUGGCCAUUACUGCUUCCAGAACAUACAACUGUUUUAGAUGAUAGUCUAGGUUUAGCUCUUUGGUUUGCAGCCCGUGGAAAAGGUGUUUUGCACAGUUCAAGUGAAUUCGAAGAGAAAUGCACUUCGUCAGCAAAGUUUCUGUUCCUCGGUUCUGGUAUAGAUGAACAAUUAGCUGGUUAUGCUCGUCAUCUAACAACAUAUAAGUAA
Messenger RNA from Schistosoma guineensis, 315 nucleotides. The record is from the annotation of a GenBank genome assembly. Lineage: Eukaryota; Metazoa; Platyhelminthes; Trematoda; Strigeidida; Schistosomatidae.